Molecule: messenger RNA, 5973 nt
Organism: Paramuricea clavata
Lineage: Eukaryota; Metazoa; Cnidaria; Anthozoa; Malacalcyonacea; Plexauridae
Source: the annotation of a GenBank genome assembly
AUGGAUGGCUUAAUCACAGUGGUCGAUAAUGUUAAUUUAUUGCUUUCUAUAUAUUUUACUGCUGACAACAGGUGAAUAUACUUAAAUUUUACUUUAAUUUAUAGUGCCCCACGAUGUAAAUCUUUUGUAUUAACUUAAGUCUUAUGCAACUAAAUUUAUAAACAUAACAGUUAUUACGAUACAUUCUGUUUAACAAGAUAAACUUUAAGUAGAAAUGUAAGGAAUUUCUCAAAGAACGGCAGUUCAGUAGUCAAUUGACGCGGGUAACUUAUAUGAAGAUCGUCUAGUGCAAAUGAUCAUGCAGGCAUAAAUAUGAUAUUUUAUAUAACAUUAAUAUCUAUCGUCACAAACCUAUGUCAAUUUUCAUUGAAUCUUGCACGCACUUAAAGGACGACUGUCGUCUGAUCGCGAAUCUAUAUUUAAAUAGGCAAUUCCAGCUUUUAGUUUAUGCGUGCAGGGGAUGAUGGGAAGUAAGGUAACAUAUUGCCGAUUAUGCUGAAAAAUGUCAAUAAAAACUGCCGAAACAACCGAAAUAUUUCAAUAUUUACAAGUAUAAGCUAUCACUCCGUGUUUACACGGACACCAUUUUUAUUUUUUAGCAUAAUCAGCAAUAUGAUACGGUUGAUACCUUUCUUCCCACCAUUCCCUGCACGCACAAACUAAAAGCUGGAAUCGCCAAUUGCAGGACAUGUAGCUAUAGUGAUCAGUCAACCCAUUCCUAAUCUGAGCCUCAUGCUAAUACUAGUGGGCUAAUGAUUUAAUUUUAAUCAAUCUCACUCUUGUCUAAUGUUCCGUUUUAACUGUCGAAACAGCGUUACCUCAAAGGAGCCAUGUGAUAUGGCCAAAACACUUAUCAAGAUCUCAUAAAUGGUUGAAGAACUUGCACAAUAUCGAGGUAUAUAACAAAGUUACGAGUCCGAAAAGAGUAAAAAAGACGACUGGUUCAGUUGAUGGGUCUGGUAGAAAUAACAAGUUGGAGGUGAACAAAAAAGAUGAAAGUUAUAAAAAUGAAACAAUUGAAUAUACAAGAAAUGGCAGCAUAAACACACCAGUAACAUUUUUACGCGAAUGCUUAUGUGCACAUAAUUAUAAGCGACGUCUUCACGAUGUACCGAGAUUGCGGUGGUCUGCCGAAUUAGCAAAAGAGGCUCAAAAUCGAGCAGACGAGCUGGCAUCGAUGAAUAUCUCUACUGUGUCAGAAACAGUGAAUAAGGACGAAAAUAUAUACGUUGAUAGGAUUGUUGAUCUUUCAACAUCAUGUCCUCGUGCAGUGGAAUUCUGGUACGCGGAGAGCGAAAAACAUAACUAUAUACAAAAUGAUCUUUCUAACGACACAGGUUUGUCCAAUGAAAUUAUAUCAUUUAAGUCUUUUAAAGCAAGCUUGCGACGCAGACUCUAUGAAUUGGUAUUUUGAGUCCACGAUAAAAGCGAUCUUACGAAUAUAGCGACAACAAUAUGACAAUGGGCAAAACAAGCUCAUUUAAAUAAUUGCAUUGGCGGCGGAACCGUUUGGUCGGGGAGUAAACUCUAGACAGGAAAACACUCUCUCAGAAAACUUUGACUGAAUUUAGAAUUUCUGAAGGUCACCUAAUUGAUACCCUUUGCCGCACAUUUCUGGACCCCAUUCUUUGCUCUGUUAAGAAAAGCUGAUACAAAUCCUAUGGGAUCGUAUAGAUACGCGCUAUUUGAUUAAGAAUGCUUCUUUUGGUUAUCUUUACUGGUUGGAAUUUCAGGAUGUCAGGAACAACUUUGUAUUUCAACACAUAAUGACUGUUGUUCCAUGUGAUACCGAAUACUUUUAUCUUUUGGUAUUCCCUGAGGAAUGUUGAUUUCUUUCAUUUCUUGCGUUGCGUUGCUUAGAUCUUCUUUGAAUCGCCAUUCAUUUACCUUGAAACCGUCGUUUGCAACGAGGUUUGCAAGUAUAUCGUCGAUUGCGCUUAUAUCGUCGAUUGAGAAAAUAGAUUUUCAAGUAAUCAUGACCAAGCACGUAUGGUAAAUGCUUUGACAUAGACUGCUAAAAUAUAUUGGCAGCCACUUCAUCAACACUAAAUUUUUCCAUUAAUUUUUCUAUUCCCAUUGGGCAAAACAAGAGUCGAAACUGAAUGCUGUCUAUCCAUUAUGCAAUGUUCGAACUAUACUUUACCCACAUGGAAACACAAUCCCCUUAACAACAACAACAACAAUUGCGUUAUUUUUGGGUUAGUGCGCUCCGUACAUAGGUGAAGUGGAAUUUUACAACAACACAAAAUGUUUUUUUAAUUUUCCACUGCGACAUUUCCCAAAUGCAACAAAAAUUCGGUCUAUUUUUCUUCAGGGGCUCAGCUUCCACAAUCAUUAUCAUCUCUAGUAAUUUUUUAAAAUAUUUUUGAGUUAUCGUGUUGAAAGAUAAUGAGAAAAUAAAUACAGGAAUACUCACCAAAUAUUUUGCAAAUUUAAUAAACCUUUUCUUAGAGAACUUCACACGUCUUCUUUGGCGAUCUUCAUCACAAAUUGGUGUCGGUCGAGCAAUUUCUGGAUCAGGAAACGUGAUCGUAGUGGCGAAAUAUCGACCUGCUGGGAAUAUACAAGGAAAAUUUAAAGCAAACAUUAAAAAAAUUAUCAUGCAAAGUGAGUUUUUUAACCAAACGCUAAAGCUAUAUAAAGCUCAAGUGGCUUAGUCAAUUACUAGUGAUUUUUCGAUUAAUACCAUGUAUCCUAAAACAGUAAAAAAACUAUAAUAUUUAAAAACUCCUCCGAAACUAAACUUUAAUUGUUUUUUUUCUUUCAGAUGACAGUUCAAACUUAGAAAUAGCUUGCUCCGCUAAUAACAUGGAUCAAACAGUUUGGCCUGGUUUCAGAACUACACUGCCACGCCGGUAUGAAGGAAGUUUCCUCGAAUCAAGCGGUAUACAUGGCGAUUUUCAAAAUCCACCCAGUACGACUAGUGAUUUUCCAGACUUACGUAAUGUAGCUGGUAGUUCACCAGGUCCACCUGGCACUUCAGCAGGUCAAUCUAGAACUGAUGAUAAUUCAAUAGGUUCAUUUGGUACUUCUGAAAACGUCGGAGGUCCACCUGGUACUUCUGGUAAUGCUGUAGGUCAUCCAAAUAUUUCCAGCAAUUCUGGAGGUCGACCAGGUGGCUCUGUUAAUUCAGGAGUUUCGCCCGAUAGUUCUGAUAAUUCAGAAGGUCCACUUGGUAGUCCUGAUAAUUCUGUAGGUCCACGUCCUGGAAAUCUAGGAGGUUUACCUGAUAGUUCUGGUAAUUCCGAAGGUCCACCUGGUAGUUCCAGUGUUGGCGGACCGCCUGGUAGUUCUGAUAAUUCUAAAGGUCCUCUUGCUAAUUUAGGGGGCCCACCUGGUAGUUCUGGCGUUUCAGGCGGUUCAUCUGCCAAUUCUGGCAAUUCUAAAACUUCAGCUGGUAGUUCAGGCAAUUCUGAAAGUUCACCUGGUAGUUCAGGCGAUUCUGAAAGUUCAGCUGGUAGUUCUGGAGUUUCAGGCGGUUCAUCUGCCAGCUCUAACAAUUCUGAAGGUCCACCUGGCAGUUCUGAAAGUUCAGCUGGCAGUUCUGGUAAUACAGAAGGUCCACCUGGCGGUCCGCCUGGUAGUUCUGAUAAUUCUAAAGGUCCACCCGGCGGUCCGCCUGGUAGUUCUGAUAAUUCUAAAGGUACACUUGGUAAUUCUGCUAAUUUAGGGGGUCCAUCUGGUAGUACUGGAGUUUCAGGCGGUUCGUCCGCCAGCUCUGGCAAAUCGGAAAGUUCAGCUGGUAGUUCUGACAAUUCUGAAGGUCCACCUGGUAGUUCUGGUAAUUCUGAAGGUUCAGCUGGCAGUUCUGGUAAUUCAGUAGCUCCACCUGGUAGUUCUGAUAAUUCUAAAGGUCCACUUGGUAAUUCUGCUAAUUUAGGGGGUCCAUCUGGUAGUACUGGAGUUUCAGGCGGUUCAUCUGCCAGCUCUGGCAAAUCUGAAAGUUCAGCCGGUAGUUCUGGUAAUUCAGAAGGUCCACCCGGUAGUUCUGGUAAUUCAGAAGGUCCAUCCGGUAAUUCUGAAGGUUCAGCUGGUAGUUCUGGUAAUUCAGAAGGUCCACCUGGUAGUUCUGGUAAUUCAGAAGGUCCACCCGGUAGUUCUGGUAAUUCUGAAGGUUCAGCUGGUAGUUCUGGUAAUUCAGAAGGUCCACCCGGUAGUUCGGGUAAUUCAGAAGGUCCACCCAGUAGUUCGGGUAAUUCAGAAGGUCCACCUGGUAGUUCGGGUAAUUCAAAAGGUCCACCCAGUAGUUCGGGUAAUUCAGAAGGUCCACCCGGUAGUUCUGAUAAAUCUGAAGCUUCAGCUGGUAGUUCUGGUAAUUUAGAAAGUUCUCCUAAUAUUUCUGUUAGUUCACAAGGUCCACCACCGAAUGUGCCAAAGCAACCAAUUUCCCCAAACACGGCGAUUAAUCCAAUUUCUACAAUACAUCAACCUAGUGUUCCCCGACCCACCACACAAUCAACGCAACGAAUUAAUAGUUCGACCACAAAUCAACCAAUAAAAGCAUCAACGACUUUACCAAAUCAAUCGGGAACUCCUGCUUAUCAACCUAUUCCGAUUUUUUACUUACCACAAAAACCAACUAUUCCAGAAAUUCUCGGUAAGUCAGCACUGUAUCAGUAUUAAUUUAUGACAUUGUAUUUAACACCAAGCCAAUCCCUUGGUAACUCGAAUAUGUACGUGGUAUACAAUUACGCAUUUACGCUAUACGUGUGGUCCAUUACACUUGCGGCCUCGGUUGGCAGUUGGCUUUACUUCUUGCCGUCCGUGACUGCUUUGUCUCACGAAUUUCACGAUUUUUCAACGUCUUUCUCUUCCUUAAGAAUUUUAAGAGUAAAGGAAGAAAAUUUCCCUUUGAUUGCUCUAAUUCCAUGAAACGAGUUACUCAUUUUUAAAAAGAAACAGCAGGGAAAGUCGUUUCGUGGCCCGACAAUACCCCAUAUAUUUGAGAUUAAUGCAUGGUGGAUGACCCACGAAUUCAUAUCCACGCUUCUUGAAUUUUGAUAUCGCGAUGCAUUCCUUUACUCAAAUGUAAAAGGCCAAACGAAAUAAGUACUCUCCCCAUUUUCGUCUGGAACGGCGCUUCCCACCGUUGGUAAGGGGAUUAAUUUAAUUUCUAUCAUGGUUUUCCACAGGAAGAAGCUUCAAAGUUAGUAUGGUGCUCCCCCAACAACCAUUUGGAGACGACUUGUUGCGUACGAACAGCCUCAUUUUUCACCAACUGAAAGAUGCCCUGGAACAAGCGGUAAUUAAUGACUUAUUGCAUAAUGCCACAGCCAACUCGAUGUAUUUACAUUGGAACAAUAGCAUGCAAAUUUCUACGCCAUCAACUUAAUUGUGUUCACACAGACACUGUCACUGGUGGAAUUACUAUGUUACCUGUUGUCGAACUUACCGAUAGCUUAUGCUAAGUAUCGCGUAAUUUUACGCGAGUUUCACGAAACCGAUAUAGUUUCAUUCUUUGAACAAAGCGAAAAUUGAGAAUAUAUGGAAACAACUUUGACGUUUCGAGUGAACAAGAAAACGAACAGAAAUGAACAAUUAAAAUCCUACGGACGUUUUAGACGUCGCCGGUUGCUCUGUUUACAACGGCAGAAUACAGAUUAUCACUUCUCGUAUAUAACGCUUACAUUUCAAGCUGGUUGUGGAAAGCCAGUGUUUGGACUAUUGAGGCGUAAGAGAUGCAAUUGAUGAUUAAAAAGCGAGUCGUAUAGUAAAACAGAUUGGAUGCGAAUGCUUAAUAUAACUGUCUUAGGAUACAAAUUCAUUUUAUGCAUAAAAAAAUCGCAGCUAAAGUUUAUGUAAUCAUUAGCACGGGAACUGACGGUUGAUUAAAUUUAACAUUCUUUUCCUUUCCGGAAAUUUCUUCGUGAAUAAUGAUAUUGUAAUAACAAUAUUUCACACCGUAUUUUUACAGAUCCGCAACCUGUAUGCAGAUAAUUCACACUUCAUGGACGUCCAAGUAAUUGAAUUUCG